AACUUACAGCGAAUAACAAUGUAUUAUUUAAUAUCAUAGCGGUGUGAUUCGUGCGAACGCCGUCGACGGAUUACACAGUGUGACGUAUAAAUAUCGAGUUGUAAAUAGACGGAAAACCCAAGUGCAUCUUAUUCGCUGAGAUUGACAACUGGAGCGGGAAUAUCGCAGCUUCUCACUGAUGAAGACGACCGCCACUUGACCACUCGAGGAAGGAGACGAUACCCGCCGAGGACGAGCCCCAGAGUGUGGCGAUGACGACUGGGCUACCUAAUAGGCUACAGCUUUUAUGGGACUACUUCAUACACGCCGAACCCCAGAGUUACGAGAAAUCUGAGUGGCUUGAUAUAUUCUUGGCAGAGUUACUCGUCCAAGUCAAAGACGGCCGUGAUGUCAAGGAUGCACUCUCCUUCUGUUCAGGGGGCGGAGGUGGAGUCUCGACUCUUGUCGCCUGCGAAUUGUUGUCCGACGUUCACAUGCUUUGCGCAGUUCGUACGGAUGGGGGAGAACUCAAGGGUCUCAGAAAGUACUUAGUGCGGGGUAGAGGAUGGCGAUGUUUAGCCGUGUUACACCUGUUAGGUGUACGAGGACUGUCUUGCGGGAGAGAAUUGGUCGCGUUACUUGUUGCAUUGUAUCCAGUAGCCUUUCAAGAAAGUGAAGGUUCGGUACCGAAGAAUCCCUACAUCAAGUUCCACUGCAACAACGACAUCGUUGAUACGGUGAAUAUAAUACCAAAUAAAAAACAGAAACAUGUCAAAACGAAGAACAUUUCGGAAAGCCAUACGCAACGGAAGAAGAUCCGGAAGCAUAGCAUGGGGGCGAAGACGUUGUCCCAACAAAAAACCGAGACUAAAGCCUCCGUCGAGAAUGUUAGCAGUGAAUCUGAAAUGCUCACAGAUGGAAUUGACCAGGCGAGAUCGUUGACUUUGAAGAUACGAUUGAAUCCAAUGGAUUUCGAAUAUUUCACAUCAGUCGUGAGAAGCGACGAGGAAGAAAAAUGGGAUACUCCCCUUUAUCAGCUACCAUCCCGCCCGAUUAAACGAACGCCUGAAUGUUUUAUGGACGAGCGCAUAGAAGCCAUAUUCAACACUUUCAUCAGUCCUUUCGAAACCAGUUUACUCAUCAUCCAGCUUCUCCAAGGGUUGAGGGACUACGAUACUCCCGCUGAGCAAACGCCUGCUGUCCAAGUCCUAAAAUUUGCUCUGGAUACCCUCUGGGCUCUGCAGUUCGGGAUCGAUGGUGCAAAUUUAACCGGGACCGAAUGUGCCUCUUUGAAAGCAGCCGCCGCAAGGUUGAUGCUCACAGCACUUGAGCGCGUACUCAGAGCAGAUGAGCCGACAACUGCUGUUAUCCACAACGGCUUGUUACCCAUGACACUGAGAUUGUUGGAGGAUGCCUGUAGCAAGCCGGUAUCAGUUCUGUUGCCUGAGGAGGGCUCGCUCCUUCAGGAAUUUAUUUUUGCCACUACUUACGGAAUCAUUACAUUUUUAUACUGCCUACUGCAUCAGCGAGGAACUACCGAAAAAUUGAAGGGGUUUUUGGAGUUGUUUCAACUCUUCACAGAAAGCCAGGAUGGUAAAAUUGUUGAAAGAACAAUCUUGACUAUCGUUGGUCUCCCGAGUGUUGAUCAACAGAGGUCCGUGACAAGAGCACGGAAGGUCAUUGACAUGGUUGGUGCCUUGAUAAGUGCCUUAAAACGCGUCAGGAUGGAACUCUGUCACAUGGGACAGUGCCGCAAGAACAAGCACAGAUCGUGUGCAGAUAAUGUGGAAAAUCAUCACCACUUCGAUAUCCUAGGGAUUGCCUACACCGAAAGAAUCGUUGGAUCGAUCAGCAAGCAAAGCUGCUGCAUUUCAGCUUUGUUCAUGACGUUGACAUCUUUGUUAAAAGAGUCUCACUUAUUUUCAGGAGACUUGCAAGUCAGAUUGUUAAAAGUUGCGGCUGCCGCUGGUACUUGCUGUUGCUGUCCUCCAAAAGCCAUUUUCUCAAGCAUUGUUACAUUCUUAAAGAAACGUAAUUCUCUCACGUAUGCGCCAGCUGUUGCCCUGCUGGAACGCACUUUGUUCAAAGAACUUGGGGCGUAUCCAGGACUAGAUACGUGCAACACUUGCAGUAAGCCGACAAAUUAUUCUUGGGAUUUUCUCGAACUGUACACCGAACUUUUGAUACCGGACGAUCCGAAAAUGUGCUACGUCAUUAUGGCACACUUACUGAAAGUCACGCCAAACUCGAACUUUUUAGUACGCCAAGAGUUUCUCUUUAAAGUAUUUUAUCCAACUUUUCAAAUGGCUCUCGAAUGGUACGAAGCCGAUAACAACAACGCGAUGUCAAAGUUCCUGAUUCAAUCCUGCUUAUCGGUUACCGCUAGUUUGAUAGUCAACGCACCGAUGUGCGAGAGAUUCACAGAAAUUAAUGGACUAGAUACAGUUUUGGAAAUUUUACUCGACCCUGUGUUCACUAGAAACGUUUGUGCCCUUUUGGAAGUUUCCGUUAUAAUGGAAAUAUGGAAAAUUAGUUGCGAGGAUCCUGCCGAUGUUGACGAUUCAGCUAGACCAGCGCUUGUUUCACUGCUCGACGCCCUUGAUAAAGAAACGAGAAAUUUACUUGAUAUUCUGGAAAAUUACACGGCACCCAAUGACAUUAUGGAACACAAAAGCGACGUGGUAGUUGGAGCAAAUGAUGCCAAUCCUUUGUCGAGUAAUAAUGAAAAGGCUAAUGAAGUUGAAGAAUCGAUAAUUCGGAUGUCACAUGAGAGUCAUGAGACUGAUGUACGUAAGUUAGGAUCAGUAAAUAACUCGCAAGUUUAUUGUGCGACAAGAAAGACUGAAACCAACAUUGAGACGGAUGAUGACGAUACAUCGAAUUUGAUAAAAACGGACUUAGUAUCACGAGUUAUUGGAAAAGUACGUGUGCAUGAUUGUACUUAUGUAAAGAACAGUUUGAGUCAAGCCAGUGCAGUGUGGAGGGCUGCAGCUGGAGUAGCAUUGUGCAGUCCAACAUUUCGAACGGAGCUUUCAAAUCACCCUGUGUCUCAACUAUGUAUUGAAUUAUUCCGGAAAUUGGCCGUUUGUAUUGCAUCUGAUGAAAUAAAAGAAACUGGUAAAUCGUUACACAGAUUAAUGGAAGCCUUGAUGACGUGCUGCCUGACAUCUCCAUUGACUGGAUGUGACUUAAUCAAAGAACUGAGAAGAGCAUUAAUAGACACUGGCAUCAAGUUGGGACAUGGAAUAGCAAUGCUAGUCGAAGCGUUAUUGAGAGUUGCAAUGCUGAAACCGUCCCCGGAACAGACAAUGCCACAACAAAUUCGGCCAAGGCUUCCUACAAUGACACUCGAUCCAUUACCGGAUAUUGGCGGAGAUGACAGCAGCACCGGAGAAUACGUAACAGCGGAUGAUGGCUACGAGGCAGACAUUGAAGUACCAGGAAGAACUCCUCAAAAUUCAACUCCUAAAAAGGCGAACCCUUUAGGGCCCGUUGUCGAAGCAAGAGGGUAUGCCACAGCACAUCCAGCACUUUGCUCCUUGGCAGUGGAUUUGUUGAUCCAUUUCAGUGAACAAGGUAUGGAAGGUGAAAGGGGUGUGAUACUAACUGGUGGCUUGAGACGGGUGGCAAUUACAUGCAGAGAAAGCGUUUCAAGCUGCGCUGCUCUCGCAGCUUCGGGAGCGAUAACAAGAAUACUUGACGGCUUCAAAGAAUCACUGACUAGUAGAACGUCACAAUGUCAAGAGUUACAACACGCUGUACUCGAAGUGUUUACACUAUUGGCAACUCAAUCGAUUACUCCUAUGGAGCUAAUCUCUUAUUUAUCGCUAUUCAAAGUCCAAUCACCACCAUUGUUGCCCUUACUCGAACCUCUGUUUCGAUUAGUGCUUGCAGCCAGACCUCAGCCCAAUUUUAUUUUAGCAUUUCCCAUACCUGCAGAAGUAACAGCUACACCGAAACUUCACAAUGAAGAUGCUAAGAAUUUAGAGAAAGCUGAGAAUUUAGUGAGCAAUUUCAGGAAAGGACACUUGUCUUCCGGAAUUUGUAGUCCAUGGUCCGUACAUGCGGUAUGCUUGCCUGUUGGUCCUGAAUUAACUUGGUCAGUCUGGUUACAUGGCUGUUCUGCAUCCAUGUGGCUCAGAGUAGAAAGAGGCUCAUCAAGUAUAAACAGAGGUGUUGUUAUGUCUACAUCUCCACUGCUAGGAUCUGGAAGCGAAAGCCUUUCAGACUGGGGGGUUUUGUCGGACAAUUGGAGUCGAGAAGUUGUGGCAGGAUCUGCCUCACCACCUACUCCAACAUCAAUUAUUCAUCUGAUGUCAAUUGGCUAUGAAUCAUUGGUGCUGGAAACUUGGCUUGACCUUCGAUCCGAUAAACUCAUUUUUCGGCUGACCCGACCUGACGAUAAAACGAAUCGUACCAUUUCGGAAACGUCUAUAACAGGCACGUUUCCAUCAGGACGAUGGCAUCAUUUGGCAUUGAACUGUAAAGAUACUGUAUUAAAUAAACGGAGCGCGGUAGUUGAAGUUGUACUGUGGAUAGAUGGGUGGAGAGAGGCGCGAGCACAACUGCCAUUCGAUGGUUUGUUAGUUAGAAAACCUGGAACUACUUGCAUCUUACUAGGUCAACUUGGACCAAAUGGAAACGGAGCUUGGUAUCUUGGAAAUUUGAUGUUAUUCAGGUGUCCUGUAUUCACUAGAGAAAGAGCUUUGUACCUUGCUAGCCUCGGACCAAAUUACACCAGUUUAGCCGAAUGCACGCUAAAUACAGUAAAACCUGAUUUUGCACCACUGAUAGCGUCAGGGGCACUAAACGGUGUCAGAGAAUUCAAAUUUGAGGGAGCUAAAUUUGAUACAAGUAGAAGAAAAUCAUAUGGCGGUACGUAUCUGAGACACGUGGUUGAGACUAAAAUAUCUGACACAGAAAUUGACUGGGAUGCAGUUAUGGAUGCCACUAAUUCUCAUUUGGGAGAACUGCAAGAUAACUUACUCUUAAGCUAUGAAGCUCAAACUCCUAACAUUUUACAUUUGUACCCACAAGCUGUUGCCAGUUCUGGAGCUGUCGUUGGAAAUCUAUUUCCUGGCCAACCGGGAUUCAGAAUUAUAUCAGCACCAGAGCAUAGAGUUUCACAACAACCACCCCUCUCUGUAGCACCAAUUCUAAUGACUCAUCUGGAAUGUCAGCAAUAUAGAGGACUCAUACCAGCUGCGAGUCUUGUUGGGGGAAUACCCGUUUUUCUGUACUUAUUCGCGAGGGUGGUUGAGUUAAAUUCUACAGAAGAAGAACAGGCUUUGGCCUUGUCUACUGUUUUGCACUUAGCUCGCAGUGAUUCAGAACUCUUGAAUCAAUAUCGAUCAGAAGAUGGACCUUCUCUUCUUCUUCGCGUUUUAGAAUCGCCACGUUGCCAUGCGGGAAGGCAUAUCCUCAAAGCAAUGCUAGAUGCAGCGUGUGACAGUUCGAUUCUGAUAAAAGAUAUUGCGAGUGGAAAUCAUGCGAUAUCUCAAAAUUGUGAAGCUGUGAUAACUGAUCCGGAAUUGAUCAAUGGAGCCCUGAGUGCCUGGCGGGCAUGGGCUAAAUAUGACACGUUAAAUUUCCUGCUACAAGCAUUAUUGGUUUUGUUAAGAGAUCAGCAUUCUCAAAGAGAAUUUAAUGCCACGCAAUUGAAUAGAGUUGAUAUUGUCGACACACUUUUAACUUUAUGCAAGGAACAUUUCAUGUAUGAAGAUCUAGGUGCUUCUUUGGAUACAGCAGUAGGUACUGCUGUCGUUGAACUAGUGCAAGCAUUAAUGGGAGCACCACCAGAAUUUCCGCAUUUAGUUGCAAUCACAGACUAUUUAGUAUUGGUACACCAAGCUUCAGAAACAUACGUGACACACGCAAAACACAACAUCUACUUCCUGCUUCCACCACUAGAAGAAAAAAUAACUCCUAUCAGAGUUAGCUGCACUGUUAGUUCAUCUGAUGAAUCUAUUAACACUGUUGAUGCUGGCAAGUUGAAUAAGGCUCUGGCUAACAUUCAAAUUCAGAAGGGUAGACCGUCAAGAAAAAGAGAACAUAAAAAUGGUCCCCAGAGAGAGCCUAGUGCAGGUGAAGACUCUGGAAUUGCAGCCAGCGAUGGAUCUGCUACUCAAAUUCCUGGCAAGCAGUCCGUAUGGACGGAUGAAAGGAGAGCCUGUCAAGGAAUGGUUUGUGAAGGAUUGCUUUUACUGCUGCGGGAUGCGUUGAGGAUGCUACCAGACAGUCAAGUUGGUUCAGUAGUAAAACAUGUAUUGAAACCUGAGUUGUUACUUGUAUUAGCUAACAAUCCUGACGCCAGAGUUCGUACUGCACUAUUAAAGCUGAUUCAGACUUAUCUUGAGCGUGCUAGCGACGAGGAAGUUAACAAGUUUAUAAAGCAAAAGUAUUUCAUGCAUUUGGCCAACCAAAUCUCCUUGUAUCCCGGCAGUGAGUCUCUGGUGAUGGCUUUAGAAAGCUUAGCUCUAUGUGGUCCAGCAACAGCAGGAAUGCCGCCGUUAUUAGCUAUGAUUUUGAAAGCCUCCGCUACCGACCCAAAUAUUGCAAGACCCAUGGUCUCUUUUGUUACGGACAUGGUCACUAAGAAUCCAAAUGCACUGCGAGCGCUCUUGGAAAUGGGUUUAGCUGAAUCGAUAGCAAGGGCAUUGAUCAGUGCUGCACAUCGAGGCAGUUCUACAUCAUUGCUGCACGAUUUUCACGUUUUACUUGUUGCUAUUGCAACAAAAUUGCUGGAAUCGCCUGGCACGCAUCACAUGCAAGCCGUUGCAGACUUGCAUUUAAUACUCAGUCAUGUUGAAUUGAGAGAACGAUCUGAGUGCGGUAUCGGUACUAUUUGUGUAUCUGUUGCUAGAGAUGCGCAAGUGGCACUAUUUGAUGGAGAAUUAGACACAUUGACUGCCAGAGUUUCCUCUCAUCACGGCUUCCGUUUACGCAGCACUGCAUCGUACCUUGCAUCAAUGUUGACCACUUCAAGUGAACAAAGUGACCACGGAUCUCGUUCGUCAAGUUACGGCAGUUUACAAGGCACUUCAAACACCGUUGUUCGUGAAGCUGGUAAAGGAGAGCUGAGUGAGCGUCUUCGUGCCAUCCUGAUUCGUGCAGUAGAAUUCAUUACAACAGCGGAUCAGUCUCCAUCAGCGACUGAAUCGGAACUCACCCGACGAUUGUUUGCAACACUUUUACAUGGACUAGCAAGUCCGAAGGAGAGGAAAAAUCCUUGGGGCGGUACCUGGUCAUCUAGACCAGUUUUAAGAAAAAAUACUGCGAAAAUUAUGGUGUGGUUGUUGGGACCACACCAAAGCAACAACAUGAGAGUUUAUGCUGUCAGAUGCUUGAUGGAGGAACCAAAGCUCAAAGAAAUUUUGACCUCGCUAUUGGAAGUACAUCCACAGAUCGAACAAAAAUUCACUGUAUUUCUGUGGGAUCUUUUACAACGACGUGAUGAGAUGCCUACUGCUGAUGCCAGAGUGUGUGCUGAGCUUAGAGAAGCAUUGAGCAUAUGGAAUCUUACGAAAAGUAUCGACCAAGCUACACCAGGCUUAUGGAAUGAAGAGCUAAUUAUGCUUAGACGAGAGUUGAUGAGGGACCGUGAUAUGUGGAUGGAGAAUAAUCUUUCCGCAAUACACAGAAUUGGUAACAAAUUCGAUUUGCUGGCAAAGCAAUUGAUGGAGGGUGCAAUGGCUGUAACAAGAGCUGUUGUGAAAGAGCAAAAUUUUGAACGUAAAAUACUUAUCAACGAAUUGAAACAGUCAAGGGCAAUGAAAGCCCAAGCAAUGGCCAGAUGGCGGGACUUGGCUAAGCGAUUAACGCAUGAAAGAGCACCCUGGCAUUUUCCGGAAAAUUAUCCGAGAAGUUGGGAAUUAGAUCCCACAGAAGGGCCUGCGAGAAUUAGAAUAAGAAUGCAAAGGUGUCAUUUGAAAAUGAAUAAAAGAUUUCUAAUGCCUGAAUAUCAAGAGAAACUAGCCAACAUGGAAGAACCGCUGGCUUAUUUGUUGACAACAGAUCGCCAAGAUGCAAACUCAUCUGCUCUAAUCGAAAGACUACACACAACAGAGAGAAUUCGCAAAACUGCACAAGCCAGAGUAGUUACACCUGGGGCAGAAUUACGUGGGGAAGCUCUUAUAGGGGAAAGCUGCCUCUAUUUUGUCCCUGAAAACCCUGACAUGCCUCUGCAUACCGAUAUUGCGUUAGAUGGUUUAGAUCUCGCUAUGGCAGGUGGUACAGCCUGGCGACUAGAAGAUAUUCGUGAAUUACACAGGCGGAGAUAUCAGUUACAAGAGCGAGCAAUUGAGAUAUUCAUCGUUACUGGAAGAACUUACUUAUUGGCAUUCAACUCGUCAAAGGAAAGGGAUGAGUUCGUAGCAGAAUUAUCCGCCUGCAAUUUACCAAGGAGAAUACCUGGGGAUGAUUUGGGAGAGGCACUAGCAUUGUGGCGUAGUGGUGUAUUAACGAACUGGGAAUACAUUACUCGCUUAAAUAAGCUUGCUGGCCGCUCUUACAAUGACUUAAUGCAGUAUCCGGUGUUUCCUUUUGUUUUAUCGGAUUACUUCAGUGAGAAAAUUGAUUUGGAGGACCCGAAAAUCUAUCGAAAUUUUAAACGACCGAUGGCUGUACAAGAUAAAAAAAACGAACAAUACUAUAUCAAUAACUACAAUUAUCUCAAACAAGCUCUUAUGGAAGGAUUGAAUCUCAUAGCUCUGAAUCAAGAACCAUUUCAUUAUGGAUCACACUACAGCAAUUCGGGAACUGUUCUACAUUUUUUGGUUCGACUUCCACCAUUUACAAGCAUGUUCCUAUCAUAUCAAGAUAACAACUUUGAUAUUCCCGAUCGAACAUUUCACGCCCUGGCUACUACAUGGAGAUUAACAAGCUGUGAUUCUACAACAGAUGUGAAAGAACUUAUCCCUGAAUUCUUUUAUUUACCCGAGUUUCUACUUAAUUCAGAAGGGUUCAAUUUCGGUGUACGUCAAAACGGUUACACAGUUAGCGAUGUAGAACUACCACCAUGGUGUGGUGGUGAUGCUCGCCUAUUCAUACUAGCGCACAGGGCUGCACUGGAAGCUGAGCUUGUUAGAGAAGUCUUACCAUUUUGGAUAGACCUUGUUUUCGGAUUUCGACAAACUGGACGACCCGCAGUGGAAGCUAUCAACGUCUUUCAUCCAGCUACAUACUACGGAUUCAAUGUCGAGCAAAUAGCGGAUCCCUUGGAACGCCAGGCUUGGGAAACUAUGGUCCGAACUUACGGACAAACGCCUGCACAGUUGUUCAGAGCUGCGCAUCCUUUAGCAAUUCAAAAUCUCGGGACAUCUUCACCAUCUGGCAGUAUUCCCAUAGUUAUUGAAGGAGUUGCAGGGAUAAAAUGGGGCAACUACGUUGGUGCCCCUGGCAAUGAGCCUGUUCUAUGCUGGAAGCAUAAACACAGGUCUCCAUUGGUUUCCCUUGUUCCACUGUCAACCGGUGAUGUUUUUGGACUGCCAAAUUUGACAGCUUUAUUACUUGGUUACAGUAAGGAGAAAGGUGCCAGUAUGUUAAGCGGUGCAUCCGUACUAGGAGCUGCAUUAGCAUCAUGGGGUGGUACUGAUGGAAUUGCGAGACUGAAAUCCAAGAAAGAGCAGCCACCGAGACCUUUAUUGAGAUCAUCUGGUUUAGAUCCGAUAACUAUUUUGGCAUCAGUUCCCGACUGUGGGCAGCUUUGGGCAGGUCAUUUAUCUGGUAGAAUUAGUGUAUAUAGUUAUUCAGUGGGAACUGUUGGUAAAAUACAGUUUAGCCUGUCGCCAGCAUCAUCUUUAUUGGCACACAGAUGUGCGGUAACUGCAAUUGCAUUGUCAAGGGCAUUCAGUAUAGCAGUGUCAAGUGACAACGAAGGUGUUGUUGCUAUUUGGGAUUUGAAUAGGUCAGAUAUUUUUUACCUCCUGUCAUACGUCAGAUCUGUACAGUCAGAUCACUGUUAUCCGGUUAGUUUGCUGUCAAUUAGCGAAACAUUGGGGGACAUAGCGAUUGUGUUCAAUGUUUUGACUGUAAACAAGGACGAUGUAACCAGUAAUACUUCGGAAUUGAGGGUGUACACAAUAAACACACGUCUAGUUGGUACCAUAGCAUCCAAAAGGCGAAUGACCGCGUUAUGCUAUAGCAAUGCUCCUGAAGGUGUUUCAGUCAAUGUCAUUGCAACAGGUUUAGACGACGGAGUGAUACGACUGUGGAGCAGCUGGGACCUACGAUUAGUCAGAGAAAUUGUAAAUGGUGGUACAGGAUGUGGGGCGAUAAUCGCGUUAGCAUGGGCUUUGGAUCAGCACCAUUUGUAUGCAGCAGCUGAAGAUUCUACAGUUUUAAUUUGGGAAGGCAUACGCCGCCUGAGUAAUGGAACACCAAAAUUCGUGAACUUAUCCUCACUUUAGGUUCCUUUAAAAUGAGUUCUAGCAUACUUAGGAAACGAAUAAAAUAUUUUUUUAUGAUGCUAUAAUCAUCCUGGAGAGUGUAAAUACUGAUAAUAUCUGUUUAGGUUUAUAGUCACUGUAUCCCAGUUUUAGUUGUUAAUUAUGAAUGGAAUAUACGUAUGACAGAAAGAUUUCUUGUUGAACUGGUUUGAUAUGUAAUUUGAUAAGCAACAUACACGGUUAUACAUUUGUUAGAUUUUUUUAAUAAAAGUUUUGUAACAUAUCA
Molecule: messenger RNA, 10650 nt
Organism: Diprion similis
Lineage: Eukaryota; Metazoa; Arthropoda; Insecta; Hymenoptera; Diprionidae
Gene: mv
Product: lysosomal-trafficking regulator
Exons: 36
Coding region: 252-10385 (3377 amino acids)
Biological process (GO): intracellular protein localization
Cellular component (GO): cytosol; membrane
Molecular function (GO): protein kinase binding
Source: RefSeq, a predicted model, not a curated record